Vicugna pacos (alpaca) is the source of this 6537-nucleotide messenger RNA. RefSeq names its product phosphatidylinositol-3,4,5-trisphosphate dependent Rac exchange factor 1 (gene PREX1). The record is from RefSeq and is a predicted model, not a curated record. Gene Ontology annotation, molecular function: protein binding; GTPase activator activity; guanyl-nucleotide exchange factor activity. Lineage: Eukaryota; Metazoa; Chordata; Mammalia; Artiodactyla; Camelidae. Gene Ontology annotation, biological process: positive regulation of GTPase activity; G protein-coupled receptor signaling pathway; regulation of signaling. Gene Ontology annotation, cellular component: plasma membrane.
GGGCCCCCGGGCGCCAAUGCGCCCAGCUCCGGCCCGUGCGCGGCCGCCCGGGAUUCGGAGCGCCAGCUGCGCCUCCGCCUCUGCGUCCUCAACGAGAUCUUGGGCACCGAGAGGGACUACGUGGGCACCUUGCGCUUCUUGCAGUCGGCAUUCCUGCAUCGCAUCCGGCAGAAUGUGGCGGACUCAGUGGAGAAGGGCCUGACGGAGGAGAACGUCAAGAUCCUGUUCUCCAACAUCGAAGACAUCCUGGAAGUUCAUAAGGAUUUCUUGGCUGCCUUGGAGUUUUGUUUAUAUCCGGAGCCUCAGUCUCAGCACGAACUUGGGAAUGUUUUCUUAAAAUUCAAGGACAAGUUCUGCGUGUACGAGGAAUACUGCAGCAACCAUGAGAAGGCCCUGCGGCUGCUGGUGGAGCUGAACAAGAUCCCCGCCGUGCGUGCUUUCCUUCUGAGCUGCAUGCUUCUGGGAGGCCGGAAGACCACGGACAUCCCUCUGGAGGGCUACCUGCUGUCUCCUAUUCAGAGGAUCUGCAAGUACCCGCUCCUCCUCAAGGAGCUGGCCAAGAGGACCCCCGGCAAGCACCCUGACCACCCCGCGGUCCAGAGUGCCCUGCAGGCCAUGAAGACUGUCUGCUCCAACAUCAAUGAGACCAAGCGGCAGAUGGAGAAGCUGGAGGCCCUGGAGCAGCUGCAGUCACACAUCGAAGGCUGGGAGGGCUCCAACCUCACGGACAUCUGCACUCAGCUCCUCCUGCAAGGGACUUUGUUAAAAAUCUCCGCGGGCAACAUCCAGGAGAGAGCCUUCUUCCUCUUUGACAACCUCCUUGUCUAUUGCAAGCGGAAAUCCAGGGUCACAGGGGGCAAGAAGUCCACCAAGAGGACCAAAUCGAUCAACGGCUCCCUGUACAUCUUCAGGGGUCGAAUCAACACUGAAGUCAUGGAGGUGGAGAACGUGGAGGAUGGGACAGCGGAUUACCAUAGCAACGGCUACACUGUCACCAAUGGCUGGAAGAUCCACAACACAGCCAAGAAUAAGUGGUUCGUCUGCAUGGCCAAGACCGCGGAGGAGAAGCAGAAGUGGCUGGAUGCCAUCAUCCGUGAGCGGGAGCAGCGCGAGAGCCUGAAGCUGGGCAUGGAGCGGGAUGCCUACGUCAUGAUCGCGGAGAAGGGGGAGAAGCUUUACCACAUGAUGAUGAACAAGAAGGUGAACCUGAUCAAGGACCGGCGGAGAAAGCUGAGCACCAUCCCCAAGUGUUUCCUCGGCAAUGAGUUUGUUGCCUGGCUCCUGGAAAUUGGCGAAAUUAGCAAGACAGAAGAAGGCGUGAACCUGGGCCAGGCCUUGUUGGAGAACGGCAUUAUCCACCAUGUCUCUGACAAGCACCAGUUCAAGAACGAGCAGGUGAUGUACCGCUUCCGCUAUGAUGAUGGCACCUACAAGGCCCGGAGUGAGCUGGAGGACAUCAUGUCCAAGGGUGUGAGGCUUUACUGCCGUCUUCACAGCCUCUACACUCCCGUGAUCAAGGACCGCGAUUACCACCUGAAGACGUACAAGUCGGUGCUGCCUGGGAGCAAGCUGGUGGACUGGCUGUUGGCUCAGGGCGACUGCCAGACGCGGGAAGAGGCGGUGGCACUGGGCGUGGGCCUGUGUAACAACGGCUUCAUGCACCACGUGCUGGAGAAGAGCGAGUUCAAGGAUGAGUCCCAGUACUUCCGCUUCCACGCAGACGAGGAGAUGGAGGGAACCAGCAGCAAGAACAAACAGCUUCGCAAUGACUUCAAGCUGGUGGAGAACAUCCUGGCCAAGCGCGUGCUGAUCCUGCCCCAGGAGGAAGACUAUGGCUUUGACAUCGAGGAGAAGAACAAGGCUGUGGUGGUCAAGUCGGUCCAGAGAGGCUCGCUGGCUGAGAUGGCUGGCCUGCAGGUGGGGAGGAAGAUCUACUCCAUCAACGAGGCCCUGGUGUGCCUGCGGCCCUUUGCGGAGGUGGAGUCCAUCCUCAACCAGUCUUUCUGCUCCCGCCGCCCGCUGCGCCUCCUGGUGGCCACCAAGACCAAAGAAGUCAUCAAAGUCCCCGACCAUCCAGAGGCUCUGUGCUUCCAGAUCCGUGGAGCUGCACCGCCAUACGUCUAUGCUGUGGGGAGAGGCUCCGGGGCUGCGGCUGCAGGGCUCUGUCCUGGCCAGUGCAUCCUGAAGGUAAAUGGCAACAACGUGAUGAAUGAUGGAGCGCCAGAGGUCCUGGAACACUUCCAGGCAUUCCGGAACCACCGGGAAGAGGCCCUGGGCCUGUACCAGUGGGUCUACCACACCCACGAGGAUGCGCAGGAGGCCCGGGAGGCCCACGGUGAGGACCCCAGUGGUGAGGGGGCCGGAGAGGAAGACCAGCCCAACUCAGUCUUCCCCCUGCUGUCCCUGGGUCCCCAGCUGAGCCUGCACGAGGACAGCCCUGUGGUCAGCCUGACCGUGGACAACGUGCACCUGGAGCACGGCGUGGUGUAUGAGUACGUGAGCACGGCAGGCAUCCAGUGCCACGUGCUGGAGAAGAUCGUGGAGCCACGGGGCUGCUUCGGCCUCACCGCCAAGAUCCUUGAGGCCUUUGCUGCCGACGACAGUGUCUUCAUGCAGAAUUGUGGACGGCUCAUGGCCCUGAGCAGUGUCGUGAAGACCAUGUUCCACUAUGAAUUCCGCAACACCUGUGACACCAAGCUGGAGAGCAUUGGCCAGAGGAUCGCCUGCUACCAGGAGUUUGCAGCUCAGCUGAAGAGCAGGGUCAGCCCACCUUUCAAACAAGCUCCCUUGGAACCCCAUCCACUGUGUGGCCUGGACUUUUGCCCCACAAAUUGCCACGUCAACCUCAUGGAAGUGUCCUACCCCAAGACCACGCCCUCGAUUGGCAGGUCCUUCAGCAUCCGCUUUGGUCGCAAACCUUCCCUCAUCGGCCUUGACCCAGAGCAAGGUCACCUGAACCCCAUGUCCUACACCCAGCACUGCAUCACCACCAUGGCUGCCCCGUCCUGGAAGUGCCUACCUGCUGUGGAUGGGGACCCCCAAAGCCAGGGUCCCAAUGACAGCAGCUUUGGGCCAGCCAAUGGAACCCUUGGCCAGGAGGACCGGGGCCUGAGCUUCCUACUCAAGCAGGAGGACCGUGAGAUCCAGGAUGCCUACCUGCAGCUCUUUACCAAACUGGAUGUGGCCCUGAAGGAGAUGAAGCAAUAUGUCACCCAGAUCAACAGGUUGCUGUCCACCAUCACGGAGCCCACCUCGGGUGGGUCCUGCGAUCCCUCCUUGACCGAGGAGGCCUCGUCGCCCCCGCUGGUCAGUGAAGAGAGUGAGAUGGACAGGACGGACCACGGGGGCAUCAAGAAAGUGUGCUUCAAGGUGUCUGAGGAGGAUCAGGAGGACUCGGGUCACGACACCAUGAGCUACCGCGACUCCUACAGCGAGUGUAACAGUAACCGGGACUCCGUCCUGUCCUACACCAGCGUGAGAAGUAACAGCUCCUACCUGGGCAGCGACGAGAUGGGGUCUGGGGACGAGCUGCCCUGUGACAUGAGGAUCCCAUCAGACAAACAGGACAAGCUUCACGGCUGCCUGGAGCAUCUCUUUAACCAGGUGGACUCCAUCCACGCGCUCCUCAAGGGACCAGUCAUGAGCAGGGCUUUUGAAGAGACCAAGCAUUUCCCCAUGGACCACAGCUUGCAAGAGUUCAAACAGAAAGAGGAGUGUACAGUCCGUGGCCGGAGCUUGAUCCAGAUCAGCAUCCAGGAGGACCCCUGGAACCUCCCCAAUUCCAUCAAGACCCUGGUGGACAACAUUCAGAGAUACGUGGAAGACGGGAAGAACCAGCUGCUCCUGGCCUUGCUGAAGUGCACAGACACGGAGCUGCAGCUGCGGAGGGACAGCAUCUUCUGCCAGGCCCUGGUGGCCGCCGUGUGCGCCUUCUCCGAGCAGCUGCUGGCCGCCCUGAGCUACCGCUACAACAACAACGGCGAGUACGAGGAGAGCAGCCGGGACGCCAGCCGCAAGUGGCUGGAGCAGGUGGCGGCCACCGGCGUCCUCCUGCACUGCCAGUCCCUGCUCUCGCCGGCUGUGAAGGAGGAACGGACCAUGCUGGAGGACAUCUGGGUGACCCUGUCAGAGCUGGACAGUGUCACCUUCUCCUUUAAGCAGCUGGACGAGAACUACGUGGCCAACACCAACGUCUUCUACCACGUCGAGGGCAGCCGGCAGGCACUGAAGGUCGUCUUCUACCUCGACAGCUACCACUUCUCCAAGCUGCCCUCCCGCCUGGAGAGUGGGGCCAGCCUGAGGCUGCACACUGUGCUCUUCACGAAAGCUCUGGAGAACAUGGAGGGGCCACCUCCUCCAGGCAGCCAGGCUGCGGAAGAUUUGCAGCAGGAGAUCAAUGCUCAGUCGCUGGAGAAGGUUCAGCAAUAUUACCGCAAACUCAGGGCGUUUUACCUGGAACGGUCUAACCUGCCCACGGAUGCCAGCACCACAGCCGUGAAGAUAGACCAGCUCAUCCGCCCUAUCAAUGCCCUGGACGAGCUUUGCCGUCUCAUGAAGUCCUUCGUGCACCCCAAGCCCGGCACCAGUGGGAGCUUGGGCGCUGGCCUCAUCCCUAUCUCCUCUGAGCUCUGCUACCGCCUGGGGGCCUGCCAGAUCACCAUGUGUGGCACGGGCAUGCAGAGGAGCACCCUGAGCCUUUCCCUGGAGCAGGCGGCCAUCCUGGCGCGGAGCCACGGGCUGCUGCCUAAGUGCGUCAUGCAGGCCACGGACAUCAUGCGGAAGCAGGGCCCCAGGGUGGAGAUUCUGGCCAAAAACCUCCGAGUCAAGGAUCAGAUGCCCCAGGGUGCACCGCGGCUCUACCGCCUCUGCCAGCCGCCCGUGGACGGAGACCUCUAAAUGCCGAGAUGCCCGGUGCUUGGCUGCACCCCCUGGAGCCGGGAUUUGGGAGGACACCGGGGGCCAUGCAGCCUUCUCCAGAGCUGGCCCGAGGCCUCCUCUCCCGCCUGCUUCGGGCUCUGUCUGGCCGCCUCCACUGCGUCCUGUGAGGACAGCCAGUAUCCUCGCUCUUGGACGAGCUGGCUGACUGGCCUUGGGCUGGCACAUUCUCCACACUUCUGCCAGAAGCCCGAGGGGUGCUGGGGACCCACAGAACUGAUGGGUGCAGCCAGGGCCUGGGCUCCUGCCCGCAAGUCCCCAGGACACAGCGGAGAAGUCGUGGUCACUGCAGCUGGAGGCCUGCAGACCCAGCUGCCUCGGGACGGCUCAAUCUGCACUUUUGAAACCAUUGGUUUCCUUCUAAGUCCACAUUCCAGGCGACCACAUGUGUCUCCUCCUCCUCCUCACCUUAGCUUCCAGAUUCACCCCUAACCCUGUACUAACCUGCUCGGUGGACUCGGAAAAGCCAGGCCUCUGCCAGGAAAGACGGAGGGACAGGGCACAACACCUGUUACCGAGAGGAAGCCACACCGCAGUCCAACACCUGCGCCAUUGGAACUGGAGACAUCAGCCCCGGGCUUGAGAUUUGCUCUGACUUUAUUUAUAUGGCGUGAAAUCUCUACAGUUUAUUUUGGAGUUUAAAUGUCAUUGUUAUUGUCAAGAUUUUUUCUUCCAGUUUGAAUGAUUAUAUAUUUGACAUUUAAAAUUUCAAAGAAAGCUGUAUUGUCUAACAGGGGACCAACAUAAAUGUAGUAUCAACAGCUUUUCCCAGUUCUACUAAAAAAAAGAAAAAAGAAAAAAAAGAAAAACUAAAUUAUUGAAAAUUCAAAAAAUAUAAGUCUUUCAUCUUUUUUAAUAUUAGAGUCUUAAGAUACAGCUUACAGGUGCCGGCUAGGAUUCCUUUUCCCACCCGCUCUGUGUCUGCAGCGGUUGGUCAGUAUUAGGAUGAAUUACUUUGUUCUGUUUGAAGGGUUUGACAGGCGGCGAGGCCAGGCCUGGGAGUUGGAGGGGUUGAACUACCCACCUGAGAGGCUGUCCCACGCCGGCGUCUGACCUCUGCGGGCAGGAGGCUGCUGGGAAAUAUUGAAUGGUGGCUUCUAUAAUUUAUUUUUUGAUAUUAACCCAGAGCAGGGCAUUUGGGACUUCUCAGCCAGCCAGAGAGACAGGAAGCCACCCUGCCCACCUUCUGGGCACAGGGACCUACACAGGAUCAUCACCCACAGCAGUUUGUCUCCUUCAGUUCCUGGGUGCCAGCAGGGAAAUGUCUCAGCAGAGACAGAAGGGAGGGGAUGUCUUUCCACCCUUGGCUGAUGGGUGAGAUCAGAUAUGGGCUUCCCGUGGUCCCUGAGGCUGGGAGCCCCACCGGCAUCUUGGCCCCUGUGCCCACAGGGGCUGCACUUCUUUCUCUUGCCUCUGGGCAUGCCAGAAUGCAAGAGGUGGGCUUGUUGCUGGACAGAGGUGACACUGAUGCAAACGAGGACCUACUAAGAGGGGCCCCUGAGGGCAAGGGCGUCAUGCACUGGUUUACUUUAAACUGUACAGACCUUCUCAAUUCGUGAUAGAUUUUUUUUAUUAUUAUUAAAAGUCGAUUUAUAAUACAAA